This is a messenger RNA of Octopus bimaculoides (California two-spot octopus), 2849 nucleotides long. RefSeq lists its product as uncharacterized. The record is from RefSeq and is a predicted model, not a curated record. Lineage: Eukaryota; Metazoa; Mollusca; Cephalopoda; Octopoda; Octopodidae.
AUCGAUUAACAUCCGGUAUUAUGGUCGGAAGUGAUUAAAAAGAAUUUACCACAUGCUUUAAAUACGGCGAAGUUUCUGGUUGACACAGCUGUGUACUGAAAUUCAACGACAAAUUAUAGAUACUAUAUUAUUCACUGGGUUUAAUAAUUGAAUUAGCUUAUGUGAUGAAUUUCAUUUAAAUAAUUAAUUUGUUAUUUGAAACUUCUGUACCAACCAGAUACGUCACCUGAACACAAAUCUCUACCAUUCUAUAUUCAGAUCUUUUAUUCAUGGAGCAUGUUACCACAUGAAGCAAUAACAGAAAGUUAAAAAUAGUAGAGCUUCGGACUAAAUGUCUUCAUUAUAAAUACUCGGCUUCGUUCCUUUACAUUUCGAUUUCAGAAUAUGUCGCGAUGAAAUUAGCCCUUCGUUCAUUUACUCAGAGACUUCGCAUACAUUCUUCCUGUUACCAGAAAUAUGUUUGUGAAACCAAUAUAUAAAGUGACUGUAAGAAAUUGAAUAACCAACAAGACACGAGUGAAACUGAAGAAAAGGAAACCAGAGAAGAACAACAAGAGGCUGGUGAGAAUUAAGAUAUUCUGCAUAAUGGACCAGUUUAAAAGAUAUUCAACUCUAGCACAGAAUUACCUUGCUUUGUCACCCGAACUGUCAAGAUAUUUCAUGUUCAAGGCUUUAAAGAAUAAAUCAGAUGAAGAAAACAAAUGUUGGUGCCAGACCUGUGGUACUUAUUACUUUCCAAAUAACUUAAAAGUAAGACUUUCACCCAAAUUAACCCUGAAUAAGCAUAUAAAGUCGUUGGUGAAACGAUACAAGAAGGAUCCUGAUUCACUAAAGGCAUGUCAACAAUCUCUAGCACUUCACUAUCUGAAUGGAAGAAAUAAAUUGGUCCUUACAUGUCAAGUGUGUCAUACCAAAAAAAGUUACAAAGGAAAGAAACGGUUACCUAUUAAAUGGACUACUCCUUCAAACAGCACUGACAAUUCUGUGGAAGAUUCUAAGUUGAAAAAGCAACAGCUAGUAUUGGAAAUUAUGUCAGAAAUGAAAUCUAAGAAAAAGAAAGCAUCUUCAGUAAGUUCGGAAAAGCAACGCAAUUCAAAACACAAAAAGACCAAAAAACAACCAUCCUGGAAGGUGAAAUGUGAAAUGAAAGCACUUUUGAACAAAGAAUCUACAGUUUCAAAUGAUGAUUCUUUACUGAACUUUUUGUUGAAUACUUAAUAUUCUGAUCAAGAUUGCUCAUAUGUGUCUGUGAAGCAACUAUGGGAAAGCAAAUAAGAUCAACAUAAACAAAUUUUCACAAUUAUUCUUCAAAACAUUGUGAGUCAACUUCAUUUUCAUUUUUCCAUGGGGUUGAUAAAAUGAAUACCAAUCAUUUACUAGUAGACAAACUGAAUAUACUCUCCUACAAAGUUUGCAGCAUUAUGUCAAUGUUAAUGUUAAGGCAGCAAGCUGGCAAAAUUGUUAGCAAACCAAGCAAAAUGCUUCGCAGAAUUUUAUCUGUCUUUACAUUCCAAGUUCAAAUUCUGCCAACGUCAACUUUGUCUUUCAUCCUUUUUUUUUUUGCGUGGGGGGGUGUCAAUAAAUUAAGUACCAGUGAAACACUGGGGUCAAUGUAAUUGUCUAGUCUCCACCCCAAAUAUUUCAGGCUUUGUGCCUUUUACAGAAAGAAUUAUCAUUAUAGUGGUGGUGGUGGUGAUGACGAUGGGGAGUUGGCAGAAUUUUUAAUAUACUGGAUAAAAUGCUUAGUGGCAUUUUGACUUUACCUUUCUGGGGUCAAUAAAAUAAGUACCAGCUGAGCACCAGGGUUGAUAUAAUCAACUAGCUCUCUCCCACCAAAAUUUCAGGCCUUGUGCCUAUAGUAGAAAGGCUUCUUAGUAGUAUGGUGGUCGUUGGCAGAAUUGAAACAUUACCUUGCAAUAUUUAUUUUUGACCUAUGGAAAAAAGCACCCAUACACACUGUGAAGUGGUUGGUGUUAGGAAGGGCUACAGAAACCUGGGCCAAAGCUGACAUGGAGCAUGAUGCAGCCCUGCGGUUCAUUGGAUCCUGUCAGAACUGUCCAACUCAUGCCUGCAUGAAAAAUGGAUGUUAAAUGAUGAUGACAAUUUGUACUGAAUUCAGAUUCUUCCAGCUUUGCCUUGAAAUCUCUCAUAAUUAAUAAAAUAAAAACCAUUCAGAUUCUGGGAGUCAAUUUAAUUGACUGUACACACCCUACAAAGGAUUUGUGGCUUUGUUAGAAUCAUUUUCGUUUUAUAUAAGACAGUUACAUCUUUUCCCAUUUCAGUUCAAAUUCUGCCUUUGUCAGCUUUGCCUUUCAACUCCCUGGAAGUAAUUAAAUAAGUACCAGAUAACUACUGAAGCUGAUGCAGUGAACUGUAUUAUCUCUAUCAGAAUGUGUAGCCUUGUGAUGAAGAUUGAAAUCAAUUAGUGUUUAAGAAUCUUUCAUUCUUUUGAAGUUGAUAAAAUUAGAACCAAUGAAAUACUGAAAUAGAUUUAAUAUUAUGCCUUUCUGUCAAUCUUAUAUAAGCACUGUUGUAUUGUCAAAGACUUCAUCUUUAAAUAUUCUUGUACUGCAUGUAAUUUCUGAUAAUUCUUUCCCAGACCAUCUUGCAACUGGACUUGGAAUUUCUAGAUAAAAAAUCAUCAUCACCAUUGUUUUAACUUCCAGUUUUCCAUGCUCACAUGGCUUAGAAACCAUGCCAAAAAUGAAAUCUAAAAGUGAGAAAUGGUCCUCUGGCCCAUCUAGGAGGACAGUAACUCCAAAGUAAAAACUGAAUCAGUAUUUGGUGAUGGAAAAACAUGUAUUGCUACUGAUGCUAUCCCAAUAAAGUUGAACUUUGAUUUAUAGUCA